CCUCCAAGCUGGGAGGUCUUUGCCCUGUUGUAAAUGAUGCAGAUAUCAAGUUGAAUGUCAGUCUGAUUCCCAGCAUUUUUGCAGAGACUGUAAAUCCCAGCUCCCCAGAUAUCAUCAACACAACUUGUUGGUAAGGCAAAGCUGAGUGUAUUAUUCACUUGCUGAAGGGAGGCCAGCAGUUUCAGGGAGCUUUGGCAUGUGUGGGACGAGGGAGGCAAGGUUGGGUUUUCUGAAGACUGGAAGUUUCCUUUAAGUUGGGUGUGUCAGUGUGAGGGCUUGGUUAGGGUUGUAUAAGGAACUCAGUAGUCUGGGACUGGUGGAAGCCAUGAGGUGAGGAGUUUUGAGCCCAGGCAAGGGAUUCAAAGAAUCCUAGAGCACCAGCUGUUGAUUGUAGAGUAGGUGGGUCCUUCAGGAGGUUUCCGUGAUGAACAGUCAAGCCAUUUGCCAGAGAUAGAGGCUCCUGGGAUACUAAAAUCAUUCGGUUAAAGACAGAAAGUUAUGUGGGGAGGUACUUUCUGCUCCCAGUACCUCCCUGCCCAGCUCCCACUUCUGUCUCUUUGGAAACUCAGAGGAUCCACUCUUUUGGGGGGUGUUUCAGGACCCCCCUCCAGCCCGCCCUGCCAUGGAGGAGCUCUGAGCAAGUCCUGGGUUGCCUGGCAGGUGGGCCCUCCCUGCCCGGCUGGGUGAGGCCAGCUUCGCUCUGAUUAGAUUUCCUGUCACUCCCACUCGUCUGUUUUCCCUUGGACUUUCUGGCCAGCUGGUGCUACUGUGGAUCUGUUCUUAUUUGUACAUUUCUCCUUUUGUUUCAGGGACAUUGCGGGGAGGAGAGGGAGAUAGAUGGGCUCAGUUUGCCAUCUAGGCCCUCAGGUGUGUGUGACGUUUUCUGGUGACCGGGACACGAGUGUGGUGGGUGGCCCUCUGACCUGCCACAGGGGAGGAGACUGUGGGCAGUCGGUGACACCAGCCUCACGCCCGCAGCCUGAAGAAGGCUGUCUCCUUCCACCUGAUCCUUUCUCCUCAAGCCACACCCCUCAUCCUGGCUGUAUGACCUCACUGAUGAAAAUGACCUCACUCCACAGCACCACCAGGUCCAGGCCACUUCAUCUGUCAAACCCUCAUGCUCUGGCCCCAGCCCAGCACCUCCCACUGUCACCACCCCUCACCUCCAGCCAUGUGGACAGCAUGCAAUUUCCUUGAACAUUCUGGCCAUUCGGGGGUCCUCUGUCUCUUCUUACACAACUCCCUUUGUUUUAAAUAUCCUCUUUAUUUUUUCUCUCUCUCACACAUUCGGACACCAUCAAAAUGGACUUCGCCUACUCCAUGCUCCCCUUGAAGACAGGGACUAAAUCCUUGCCAGCUAUUAACGCUGACACCUACAGCCCGGCUCGACCCAAAAUAGGCAUUGAGUGCAUACCUGUUAAAUGAAUUAACAACCAAAUUGGGCGCUAAGGAGAAUUGUUUCACCCUGACUGUGUGUGGCCGGCCACACUCGGGGUGAGAGAGUGAGUCAGACUGACCUUGCCUGAGCUGUGUGCAACCUAGAAGUGCUUAGAGCACUGGCUGAGCACAGGGGAUACUGUUAUUUAUCUUAGGAGACCCACAGAAAAUGUGCUUCGGGUAUUCUGGGGAGGCAGAACUUAGGUCCAAUUUUGUGGGAGCUGGCUGAGCCUCCUGAGGAAGAUGGUCAGGAUUCGGCCAGGUAGGCAUGAUUGCGGAGGGAGAAAGUAGCAUUCAGUGCAGAAGAAACUUUCUGAGCCAAGCACAGAGGGGAGGAAACCAUAGAUUGUGUUUGUAGAAUAGCGUGUUCUGAGAAGUGAGUGUUUCCACACUGGGAGGAAGAGAGCACAGCCAUUUGAUUAAUAAUUGUGAUCUAUUGGAGGGCAUGAGGUCAGACUGAGGAGGAUGGAAGCCCACAGAGUAGUGAGAAGUUGGGUUGGGUUGGGUGGCAGAAUCAGGAACUGACUGAUAGAGCCUCAGAGCAAGGCUCUCCACUCUGGUGGUGUGACCCUGCCCUGGGUGUAGGAUGGGGCUGGCCAGGUUUCAUAGCAGCAGGUACAUUGGGAAGGGGACAGCAGCGGGGCUUCUGUGACCUGUAUGCUCUGUAGGAAUCAGCAGUGUGAUAUGGUUGCUGAACACGAUUCUGAGGCUGUAUGAAUAAAAAGCAUGAUGCCCAAGAGGAGAAGGGUAACAGUGCCCCAGGCCUGUGUGCGGGUUCCAGACCCAGAUUAUUGGGUUCCCCUCUGAGCUAAUAUUCAGAGCAAUUACGUGGGCCAUGCCAGGUGUUGUUCCAGCCCCUUCCCAUGUACUGAGUCGUUAAAGUACAGACCCUGGGAGGCACUCACCACUUUCAGCCUCCCUUGCUAGCCACAGCAAGCCAAAGCAACUUUCUAAAGCGGCAGAUGUCAGAAGUGGAAGGGCUGGAUUUGAACCCAGCCCUGGAAGCCACAUUCCUAUCCAUCCCACCACACUGCCUGGAGCAGGCAAACCAGAGCAUCAUCCAAAGAGCACAGCGUGGAUGUGACAUGCCAUGCCACCACUGACUGAAACAACUUGGGCUUUCUAGUUUACAAAGCACCUUCCUCUGUAUUUCCUUACUUGAUCCUUACGAUCUCCUGGUAAGUCAAUUAUUAAAAACCGAUCCUCAUUUGUGUAUUUAAUUCAGGAAUCACUGUUGAGCUCCGCUCUGACACAGACCUCCAUUGUCCUGUUUUAUUUUGUGAUUUGGGGACUACAAUGUACUUUUAUGUCUGAUAUUAUAUUUCAUUGCCACCCAUGCCUGAAUAUGAGUCACUUUUCCAGGCUGUAUUAGUUUUCUCUUGCUGCAUAACAAAUUACCUUCAAUUUAGUGACUUAGAAUAACACCCAUUGUUAGCUCAUGGAUCUUUAGGACAGAAGUGGUAGAGAGUGGCUGGAUUCUCUGCUCCAGGCUGAAUCAAGGUGUUGGCGGGCUGGGUUCUCAUCUGGAAGCUCUGGGGAACAUUCUGCUUUCCAGGCUUAGUCAGUGUGUUGACGUGACUCAGUUCCCUGCAUUGGUGGUACUGAGGUCCUGUUUCUUGCUGGUCAUCAGCUGGUGUUGCUCUCAGCCCCUGGAAGCUGUGGGCCAGUCCUUUCCAUACGACUCUCCAUCUUCAAGGUGGUGAGGGAUCCGAGGCACAAACCCAGCAGCCUCAACCUAGUUCAUGGAGGAGCCUCGUGGGGUCCCGGCCAAACAAGCCCGCCCCUCCGGUCGGAAGAGCGGUGCCUAGAAGGAGGGUAGCUGCCGCAGGAGUGGACAUGAAUGCUGGCUUUCAGAGAGAACAGCGUUUCAGUUUCGGUCAUCGGAAGUGGUGCCUUCAGCACAGAAGAAGAGUGUGAUUUCUCCUCCAAGGCCGUUGAUCUCCAACCCAGAACUAAAGGGGAGAAGAGGCUGGAACGGAGCCACCCCCCAGCAUCCAGCGUGGCAUCUCUCGUGCCAGGACCAGGGAUGACUGGGCCAUGGACACAUGUGUCUCCAACCUUCAACCAUUCGCGUAGCACACAGGGGACUCGUGGGGGCCACCUGCCACUGCCAGCUGAAACAAUACAAUGGCAAUACUGACAUCCUUCAUGACGUUUUCCCGACAGACAUUCCAGCAGAAAGUGCUGGUGCGUUUUCUGUCUGCAAACUAGAGGGCCAUGCCUCACCAGUAGUAUAGCUCAGGCCCUGAUGACCUGCUCCGAGUCUACUCACAGCCAGUGACACUUGCAAAAAAACUCCCAAAGCCGUCUUGGGUGUGGCUUCCGCAGCUCUUGACCAAUGUGGCCAAAGCUGGACACCUCCUCGGGACACUGGAAUUAUUCGUAAAUGCAGCCUGCCCUGACUCUCCCUGAAUAGCAUCUGAAGUCUCUGUGAAGGUCAUGGAUCCUGAACAAAGUGUCAAGGGCACCAAGAAGGCUGAGGGAAGUCCCCGGAAGAGGCUGACCAAGGGAGAGGCCAUUCAGACCAGUGUUCCUUCCAGCAUCCCAUACCCAGCUGCCACCCAAGAGAGCCCCGCCCAAGAGCUCCUAGCCCCGCAGCCCUUCCCGGGCCCCUCAUCAGUUCUUAGGGAAGGCUCUCAGGAGAAAACAGGCCAGCCACAGAAACCCCCCAAAAGGCCCCCCAUCGAAGCAUCCGUCCAUAUCUCACAGCUUCCGCAGCACCCUCUCACACCAGCAUUCAUGUCGCCCGGCAAACCUGAGCAUCUCCUGGAGGGGUCCACGUGGCAAUUGGUCGACCCCAUGAGACCGGGACCAUCUGGCUCCUUUGUGGCCCCUGGGCUCCAUCCUCAGAGCCAGCUCCUUCCUUCCCAUGCUUCCAUCAUUCCUCCUGAGGACCUUCCUGGCGUCCCCAAGGUCUUUGUGCCUCGUCCCUCCCAGGUCUCCUUGAAACCCACAGAAGAGGCACACAAGAAGGAGAGGAAGCCCCAGAAGCCAGGCAAGUACAUCUGCCAGUACUGCAGCCGGCCCUGUGCCAAGCCCAGCGUGCUCCAGAAGCACAUUCGCUCACACACGGGGGAGCGGCCCUACCCCUGCGGUCCCUGUGGCUUCUCCUUCAAGACCAAGAGUAAUCUCUACAAGCACAGGAAGUCCCAUGCCCACCGCAUCAAAGCAGGCCUGGCCUCAGGCAUGGGCGGUGAGAUGUACCCACCAGGGCUGGAGAUGGAGCGGAUCCCUGGGGAAGAGUUUGAGGAGCCCACCGAGGGAGAAAGCACAGAUUCUGAAGAGGAGACUAGUGCCACCUCCAGUCACCCUGCAGAGCUCUCCCCAAGACCCAGGCAGCCCCUUCUCUCCAGCGGGCUGUACAGCUCUGGGAGCCACAGUUCCAGUCACGAGCGCUGCUCCUUGUCCCAGUCCAGCACAGUCCAGUCACUCGAGGACCCCCCUCCGUUUGUGGAACCCUCAUCUGAGCACCCCUUGAGCCAUAAACCCGAAGACACCCACACAAUUAAGCAGAAGCUGGCCCUCCGCUUAAGCGAAAGAAAGAAGGUGAUCGAUGAGCAGGCAUUUCUGAGCCCAGGCAGCAAAGGGAGUACUGAGUCUGGGUAUUUCUCCCGCUCCGAGAGUGCAGAGCAGCAGGUCAGCCCCCCAAACACCAACGCCAAGUCCUACGCAGAGAUCAUCUUCGGCAAGUGUGGGCGCAUAGGGCAGCGGACCGCCAUGCUGACAGCCACCUCCACCCAGCCCCUCCUGCCCCUGUCCACCGAAGACAAGCCCAGCUUGGUGCCUUUGUCUGUACCCCGGACGCAGGUGAUUGAGCACAUCACGAAGCUCAUCACCAUCAACGAGGCCGUGGUGGACACCAGUGAGAUUGACAGCGUGAAGCCAAGGCGGAGCUCGCUGUCCAGGCGCAGCAGCAUGGAGUCCCCGAAAUCCAGCCUCUACCGGGAGCCCCUGUCAUCCCACAGCGAGAAAACCAAGCCCGAACAAUCACUGCUGAGCCUCCAGCACCCGCCCAGUACCGCCCCCCCUGUGCCUCUCCUGAGAAGCCACUCAAUGCCUUCUGCUGCCUGCACUAUCAGCACCCCUCACCACCCCUUCCGAGGUAGCUACUCCUUUGAUGACCAUAUCACCGACUCCGAAGCCCUGAGCCGCAGCAGUCAUGUGUUUACCUCCCAUCCCCGGAUGCUGAAGCGCCAGCCGGCAAUCGAAUUACCUUUGGGAGGGGAGUACAGUUCCGAGGAGCCUGGACCAAGCAGCAAAGACACAGCCUCCAAGCCCUCAGAUGAGCUGGAACCCAAGGAAAGCGAACUUACCAAAAAGACCAAGAAGGGUUUGAAAACAAAAGGGGUGAUCUAUGAAUGUAACAUAUGUGGUGCUCGGUACAAGAAAAGGGAUAACUAUGAAGCCCACAAAAAAUACUACUGCUCAGAGCUUCAGAUCACAAAGCCCAUCUCUGCAGCCACCCACAUAUCUCCAGAAGCUGAAAAGAGUCAGACUGAGCAUGAGCCGUGGUCCCAGAUGAUGCAUUACAAACUGGGGACCACCCUGGAACUCACUCCACUGCGGAAGAGGAGGAAAGAGAAGAGCCUUGGGGAUGAGGAAGAGCCACCUGCCUUCGAGUCCACAAAAAGUCAGUUUGGCAGCCCCGGGCCAUCCGAUGCUGCUCGGAACCUUCCCCUGGAGUCCACCAAGUCACCAGCAGAACAAAGUAAAUCAGUGCCCUCCUUGGAGGGACCCAUGGGCUUCCAGCCAAGGACUCCCAAGCCAGGGUCUGGUUCAGAAUCAGGGAAGGAGAGGAGAACAACAUCCAAAGAAAUUUCUGUCAUCCAGCACACCAGCUCCUUUGAGAAAUCUGAUUCUCUCGAGCAGCCGAGUGGCUUGGAAGGGGAAGACAAACCUCUGGCCCAGUUCCCAUCGCCCCCACCUGCCCCACAUGGACGCUCGGCUCACUCUCUGCAGCCCAAGUUGGUCCGCCAGCCCAACAUUCAGGUUCCUGAGAUCCUGGUAACCGAGGAGCCCGACAGGCCGGACACAGAGCCAGAGCCACCUCCUAAGGAACCUGAGAAGACUGAGGAGUUUCAGUGGCCCCAGCGCAGCCAGACACUUGCCCAGCUCCCAGCUGAGAAGCUGCCACCCAAAAAGAAGAGGCUGCGCCUGGCAGAGAUGGCCCAGUCAUCAGGGGAGUCCAGCUUUGAGUCCUCCGUGCCUCUGUCUCGCAGCCCAAGCCAGGAAAGCAGUGUCUCUCUGAGCGGGUCCAGCCGCUCAGCCUCAUUUGAGAGGGAUGACCAUGGGAAAGCUGAGGCCCCCGGUCCCUCAUCUGACACGCGCCCCAAACCCCUGGGCACCCACAUGUUGACUGUCCCCAGCCACCACCCACAUGCCCGAGAGAUGCGGAGGUCAGCCUCAGAACAGAGCCCCAAUGUUUCCCAUUCUGCCCACAUGACCGAGACACGCAGCAAAUCCUUCGACUAUGGCAGCUUGUCCUUGACAGGCCCUUCUGCUCCAGCCCCAGUGGCUCCACCUGCACGGGUGGCCCCACCAGAGAGAAGAAAAUGCUUCUUGGUGAGACAGGCCUCUCUGAGCAGGCCUCCAGAAUCUGAGCUGGAGGCUGCCUCCAAGGGAAGACAGGAGAGUGAAGAACCACAGCCCUCAUCCAGUAAACCCUCCACCAAAAGCUCCUUGUCCCAGAUUUCUCCCACGGCCACCUCGCAUGGUGGGCCCCUGGGAAGCAAGGGCCCAGGGCAGGACAGGCCCCUGCUGGGGCCCACUGUACCCUACACAGAAGCACUGCAGGUGUUCCACCACCCCGUUGCCCAGACACCCCUGCAUGAGAAGCCGUACCUGCCACCACCCGUCUCCCUUUUCUCCUUCCAGCACCUCUUGCAGCAUGAGCCAGGACAGUCUCCAGAAUUCUUCUCCACCCAGGCCAUGUCCAGCCUCCUGUCCUCACCAUACUCCAUGCCCCCACUUCCUCCCUCCUUAUUUCAAGCCCCACCGCUUCCUCUCCAGCCUACUGUUCUGCACCCAGGCCAACUCCAUCUCCCCCAGCACAUGCCUCACCCAGCCAACAUCCCCUUCCGGCAGCCCCCUUCCUUCCUCCCCAUGCCAUACCCAUCCUCCUCAGCACUCUCUUCUGGGUUUUUUCUGCCUCUGCAAUCCCAGUUUGCACUUCAGCUCCCUGGUGAUAUGGAAAGCCAUCUGCCCCAGAUCAAAACCAGCCUGGCCCCACUGGCUACAGGAAGUGCUGGCCUCUCUCCCAGCACAGAGUAUAGCAGUGACAUCCGGCUGCCCACUGUGGCUCCCUCAGCCAGCUCCUCAGCACCUUCGCCAGCCCCUCCACUGGCCCUGCCCACCUGUCCAGACACCAUGGUGUCCCUUGUUGUGCCCGUCCGUGUUCAGACCAACAUGCCAUCCUAUGGGAGCGCAAUGUACACCACCCUUUCCCAGAUCUUGGUCACCCAGUCCCAAGGCAGCUCAGCAACUGUGGCACUUCCCAAGUUUGAGGAAACCCCAUCCAAAGGGACAACUGUGUAUGGUGCAGAUGUGCAUGAGGUUGGGCCCGGAGCUUCUGGACCAAAUGAAGAGCAAAGCAGAGCUUUCCUGACUCCAUACCUGAGAGUGCCUGUGACAUUACCUGAAAGAAAAGGCACUUCCCUGUCAUCAGAGAGUGUCUUGAGCCCAGAGGGGAGUUCAUCAACAGCAGGGGGAAGCAAACGUGUCCUUUCACCAGCUGGCAGCCUUGAACUUGCCAUGGAAACCCAGCAGCAAAAAAGAGUGAAGGAGGAGGAGGCUUCCAAGGCAGAUGAAAAACUUGAGCUGGUAAAACCAUGCAGUGUGGUACUUACCAGCACUGAGGAUGGGAAGAGGCCAGAGAAAUCCCACUUAGGCAGCCAGGGCCAGGGCAGGAGGGAGCUAGAAAUGCUGUCUAGCCUGUCCUCGGAUCUAUCUGACCCAAAGGAAAUUCUUCCCCUUCCUCACCCUACAUUGCCCCAUGGGACAGCCCCAGGCUCAGAAGCUUUGAAGGAAUAUGCCCAGCCAUCUGUCAAACCUCACCAAAGAGGGUUGCCCCCACUGAGCGUGAAGAAAGAAGAUUCCAAGGAACAACCUGACCUCCCCUCCCUGGCACCUCCCAGCUCUCUGCCUCUGUCAGAAACGUCCUCCAGACCAGCCAAGUCACAAGAAGGUACGGACUCAAAGAAGGUACUGCAGUUCCCCAGCCUCCACACAACCACUAAUGUCAGUUGGUGCUAUUUAAACUACAUUAAGCCAAAUCACAUCCAGCAUGCAGAUAGGAGGUCCUCUGUUUACGCUGGUUGGUGCAUAAGUUUGUACAACCCCAACCUUCCGGGGGUUUCCACUAAAGCUGCUUUGUCCCUCCUGAGGUCUAAGCAGAAAGUGAGUAAAGAGACAUACACCAUGGCCACAGCUCCGCAUCCUGAGGCAGGAAGGCUUGUGCCAUCCAGCUCCCGCAAGCCCCGCAUGACAGAGGUUCACCUCCCUUCGCUGGUUUCCCCGGAAGGCCAGAAAGAUCUAGCUAGAGUGGAGAAGGAAGAAGAGAGGAGAGGAGAGCCGGAAGAGGAUGCUCCUGCCUCCCAGAGAGGGGAGCCGGCAAGGAUCAAAAUCUUCGAAGGAGGGUACAAAUCAAACGAAGAGUAUGUAUAUGUGCGAGGCCGCGGCCGAGGGAAAUAUGUUUGUGAGGAGUGUGGAAUUCGCUGCAAGAAGCCCAGCAUGCUGAAGAAACACAUCCGCACCCACACUGACGUCCGGCCCUAUGUGUGCAAGCACUGUCACUUUGCUUUUAAAACCAAAGGGAAUCUGACUAAGCACAUGAAAUCGAAGGCCCACAGCAAAAAGUGCCAAGAGACAGGGGUGCUGGAGGAGCUGGAAGCCGAAGAAGGAACCAGUGACGAUGUGUUCCCGGACUCGGAAGGGCGAGAGGGCUCAGAGGCUGUGGAGGAGCAUCAGUUUUCAGACCUGGAGGACUCGGACUCAGACUCAGACCUGGACGAAGAUGAGGAUGAGGAUGAGGAGGAUAGCCAGGAGGAGCUGUCCAGACCAUCCUCAGAGGCGCCCCCACCUGGCCAGCCACAUGCACUGCGGGCAGACUCCUCACCCAUCUUGGGCCCUCAGCCCCCAGAUGCCCCUGCCUCUGGCACCGAGGCUACACGAGGCAGCUCAGUCUCGGAAGCUGAGCGCCUGACAGCCAGCAGCUGCUCCACGUCCAGCCAGAGCAUCCUGUGCCUCCCGCGGCUGGGACCAGCCACUUCGGGCUCUGUGGAGAAAGACACAGGCUCAGCCCUGAGCUCCAAGCCUGUGUCACCAAGAAGACCGUGGUCCCCAAGCAAAGAAGCAGGCCGCCCACCACUAGCCCGCAAACACUCACUAACCAAAAACGACUCAUCUCCCCAGCGAUGCUCCCCAGCCCGAGAACCACAGGCCUCAGCCCCAAGCCCACCUGGCCUGCACAUGGACCCAGGAAGGGGCCUGGGCCCGCUUCCUUGUGGAUCUCCAAGACUUGAGCUGUCUCCUCUCACCCCCCACCCCCUGGGAAGAGAACUGCCCCUUGGAGCACAUGUGCUCCCCAAACUCGAGGGUACCACCGACCCAGGCCUCCCCAGACACUCGCCCACCAGGAGAUGGUCUCCAGGUCAGGCUGAGUCACCACCACGGUCAGCGCUGCCAGGGAAGUGGGCCUUGGCUGGGCCAGGCAGCCCCUCCACGGGCGAGCAUGGCUCAGGCUUGGGGCUGGCCCCACGGGUUCUCUUCCCACCCGCGCCUCUACCUCACAAGCUCCUCAGCAGAAGCCCAGAGACCUGCACCUCUCCGUGGCAGAAGGCUGCGUCCCGAAGUCCCUCCUGCUCACCCGGCCCUGCUCAUCCUCUCUCCUCCCGACCCUUCUCCGCCCCCCAUGACUUCCACGGCCACAUCCCAGCCCGGACAGAGGAGAACAUCUUCAGCCACCUGCCUCUGCACUCCCAGCACUUGACCCGCGCCCCGUAUCCCUUGAUUCCCAUCGGUGGGAUCCAGAUGGUGCAGGCCCGGCCAGGAGCCCACCCCACUCUGCUGCCAGGGCCCACCACGGCCUGGGUCAGUGGCUUCUCCGGGGGUGGCAGUGACCUGACAGGGGCCCGGGAGGCCCAGGAGCGAGGCCGCUGGAGUCCCACUGAGAGCUCGUCAGCCUCCGUGUCACCUGUGGCUAAGGUCUCCAAAUUUACACUCUCCUCGGAGCUGGAGGGCAGGGACUACCCCAAGGAGAGGGAGAGGACCGGCGGAGGCCCGGGCAGGCCUCCUGACUGGACGCCCCGAGGGGCUGAGGCACCCGCAGAGCCCACACCCAUGCACAGCCCUUGCACCCCUCCUGACACCUUGCCCCGGCCGCCCCAGGGCCGCCGGGCAGUGCAGUCCUGGAGCCCCCGCUUGGAGUCCCCACAUGCACCGGCCAACCCCGAGGCCCCUGCCACCCCACCACUGGACCGCAGCAGUUCCAUGGGCUGCCUGGCAGAGGCCUCUACCCGCUUCCCAGCCCGAAGGAGGAACCUCUCUGGGGAACCCAGGACCAGGCAGGACUCCCCUGAACCCUCAGGAAGUGGGGAACCCAGGGCACCUCCACAUCAGCCUGAGGACAGGGGCCCCCCCAAUGCGUAGCCUCUCUCCAGCCGCUUCAGCAUCUGACUUCCAGUGUCCAGACGUUUCCAGCUGCAUUCCUCGAGUCAUCUGCCCCCCCAGGCCCAUCUGGCCCUCCGUCCAGGAGCUCUCACGGCCCCGUCUGUUGUACCUUCUCAUGUAUGCAGUUACCUGUGCCUUUUUCUACACCUUUUGUUGCUUGAAAAGAAACAAAACCAAUCACAUACAUACAUUUUUUAAAACCCACGAGGAGUCUGAGGCUGUGAAUAGUUAUGCUUUUGGGGAAAGGCUGAGGGGGGAACCUCCUGACCCUCCCCACUGUGGUUGGCGGCCACCCACCCCAGAGGCUGGCAGAGGGGAAGGAGUGCACUGAGGGAGAGAGAAAAAGGAAACUUUAAACAAUAUGGAGUUAAAUGUCAAAGGAAGCACUCCUGUGUGCAGAUGCUAGCAAGCUUCCUGUUUAUUGCCGCUUUACCCCUGCCCAGCUCGUGGCCACCCCUCUCUGCCAGCAGAAAGACCAGUGUCCCCAGGCAGAGGGGUGCAAACACAGGCAGAUGACCCCACCCAGGCCCCAGCAGGCAGGCCCAGAAAAAAUAAUCUUUUUCUUUUUUUCUUUCUUUUUCAAGAAAAUAAAAUGUUACUUUUCCUAGGAUUUCAACACAAAAUAAUAGGAGCAGGUAGAAGGAGGCGGGUUGGCUCCCCAAGGGCUCCUGGAUGCUCUAGCAGUCUGAGUCUUAGGACCAUCCUGGCACUCCACGGGUGGGCAGGCCACCCCACCCAUGCAACCCCACUCCCAACCCUCCCUUCUGCUCCCCACCCCAGUCCCCUGGGCUGGGGAAGGAGUCCUGACUGUCCUUCCCUGGCUCUGGAGCCCCGACUUAGGCCUCCCUCUCCUGUUGCUUCGUCUGUUCUAAGACUACCCACAAAGGCGGAAGUGGCAAGCCCCAAGCCCUAGGGGCCGCUCCUGGGACUGGGUUUUGGGUUUAGUUUCACCUUAGUCCCUGGGGUACAAGGGACCCUGUUCCCCUCAGGGCUGGGUUUUUCCAGUGCUCCACAGCAGAGAUUUGCAGGGAACCAUUUCCUCUGCCCCCGCCCCACACUGGCCCUGCCUCCACCACCCCAAGGAAACACCCAGAACUGUGACUCCUGGCAACAGCCUGGGCCUGUUGGUUGUCUUACGCUUCUUUUUGAAAAAGAGAGAAGGGAUGGGGUUUGAUAGUUUGCCCAGCCACCUCAUUCUCUUGACCUAGAGGAUUUUCGAAUUGUCCUAAGUCAUUGGAAUUCUUCUCUGAAGCAAUCAGUGCAGGCCAAUGCCUCUUCCUUACCCCUUCUCUGCCUUCAGACAGCUGUCCUCCAUUUCCUGGGGCAAAACUCUGCUUUGUAAGAAAAAUAAUAGGACCAGAAAUUUAAAUCCCAAAUUGAACCAUGGAACCUGAACUCUAGCAAGUUUGCCCCAACUGGGAGAGGUAAGUUUUCUCCCAGUCUUCCAGAAGUGAUUGUCUUCACCUUCUACAAGGGAGGGCAGCACAGGGACAGCUGUCAUGGCCCAUGCAGGCUGGUUUGAUGCCACCCUAUACAGAGCAGCGAUCUCUCUGGCCAACCUGCAGUCCUCAGCCAGGCUGUAUGAAUCCCAGGGCUCCUGAGCUAUUGAAGCUAUUUGGGUCCAGGAUACAGGUGGGGAGGGUUGAGACCUUGCUGUGAGCUCCCUGUACUUGCCUCUUCCAAUUCGUGGCCUUUCCCUUCUUGGUCCCUACUCUACAGACAAACCAGCCACCGUCCAGCCUGCAGCCAGAACACCUUCAUUCUCCUUUGCCUCACUCAGCGCUAAGACAAAAGUGAGACAAAAGGCAGGGCCUCCCUGCGGGUCCACUGUGCUCCAGGGUUCUGGGGUGUCUGGGUUAGCCAGUAGCUCCUGGUGGCUUCACUCAGAGACCAGGGCUCUCAUCCUCCCCAAGAGAAGCAGCAAGCCCAGCCUGGACCACACUGUCCAUAUUGCUGUCAUGGCCUAGCAGAAAGUGACUCCUCCUCCGAGUCCUGGAAGGCCAGGGCUUUCUCCACCCCUGCCUUUCCGCCCUAACCCACGGGACAGACCACAGAUUGGGGGCUUCAAGGGCUGAGGUCUGGGAGGUGCAUAAAGGGCAUUUCUUCGGCCCAGGUUAGAAAUCUUCCUGGCCGAGCUCUUCCUGCCCCAGACCUACAAAGCAGCAGACUGGGGGCUCUGGUGGACUAGUCCCUGCCCUUGGUGGGGGGGCCCACGCCAUUCUACCCCACCCUGCCUUCCAGCUCUCCUGGGCAUUUUACUUCCAGUACUCAGACAACCCAUCCACCCAAGGUUUCUUCCAUGGGCUGCCUAGCAAUGAACAGUGCAGCCAGCAGGCCAGAGUCCUGGUGUCACUGGGCUGAGGCAGAGAAGCCGCAGGGGCCAGAGUCACUGGAGACUAUUUCUAAAUGAUGGGGGGAAAUGCACCAAUAGAAUCUCACCAAAGGGCUGCCUCCAUAUUGAUGCUUUGCCCAGAAGGACAGCACCAGUGCCACCAGCCUGGGUAUAUGUCACUGGGCACAGCUUUAACCCCCACUUCUGGACUCUAGUCCCACUCCUCUGCGCACAGAGCCCCCAGCCCACAAGUGCACCUUCAUGAUUUGGAGAAGACGCUCGCCCCAUGCACACCCACCCCUGGGCCUUCUUCCCUGCUCCCAGUCACUUCAGAGUUUCCUGUUUGCCUGUGAUGUCACUGCACCUCUUGAGGGAGGCAUCAGAGGAAGCAGUGGCUGACUUGGCACAGAUGCCUGCUGUGGGCUCUGUUGAAAUGCUCUAGGUGGCCAUUCCUUGGUACUAGCCCUGGUCCUUGGGUGUGGGCAGCGGGGGAGGAACCAACUGGUCAAGGUUUUAGAGCCAAACCUUGCCUUCGGCUGGUGAGUCCUUGCUCCCCAGGCCUGCACUCCACGAUGCCCUUCACCCUUGGCAACCUCAGGACCAUUCUGCGUAGUAACCCAACUCCUCUCUGAGGACACGCCUGUCCCUCCCACCCGCACCUAUGGCUCUCACUCUGGCCUCAACCCCUGCAACCCCCAGGAGCCUGACAGCAGCCAGCUGCCUGCACUGUCACCUCCAAUUUCCAGACCCAGAAGUCCCUCUGUUGCAAAAAGCCUAAAAGAAUUAGCUUCCAGAUUCCUCUAGCCCUUGCUCCAUCCCCACCCAGUCCUUCUGAAGAGGAAUGAGCAGCACAUCUGUGCUGGAUUUCUCUCUAGUCCUUUCUCCAGACAAAUCCUUCUUAAAGCAAAAGUCCUGGCUGAGCACCUGUCCUUAGGGACCAAGCUGCCGUGUGACCAGGGGAAGGACAUUCCCGAAAGGCUGGUCCACCAAUUCUGCUUCUGUGUUGUGAAUCCAGUCUGCUUUUCAUUAGAAAACCGCUUCGGCACUUAUGAUCACUUUACUAAAUUUAGUAUUUAAAAAAAAGAAAGAAAAAAGAAUCAUGCAGGCAAAUGUAAAUUACAAUGCUCUCUGUAAGAUAAAUAUUUGCCUUUUUUUCUAAAAGGUGUAUGUAUUCUGUAUGUGAAAUUGUCUGUAGAGAGUUUCUAUGUUCUUAAAUGGCAAUACAUUCCAAAAAUUGUACUGUAGAUAUGUACAGCAGCCGCACUGGGACGGGGUGGUUUUGCCUGUAAUUCUAUUUAAACUCCAGUUUCCACACUUGCAUCUUGCAAUGUUGGUAUGGUAUAUAUCAGUGAAAAAGAAAAAAAAACAAAAAACAAAAAAUCUACGCAGGUCUAAAGCACAGAGUCUGACGUACAAAAGGAAAAAUGCUCAGUAUUGAUGUGUGUGACCUUUGUUGUAAAUUACAUCUGUACUGUGAAUGAGAAGUUUUUACAAGUAUAAUAAUUGCCUUUAUUACAGCUCUGGCUGAGUGUUCAGCCUGAGGAUAUUUUUUAAAAAAAAUAGCAUGUUGGAAUAAAUUUGAAAAUCCCAACAUA
Molecule: messenger RNA, 15030 nt
Organism: Callithrix jacchus (white-tufted-ear marmoset)
Lineage: Eukaryota; Metazoa; Chordata; Mammalia; Primates; Cebidae
Source: RefSeq, a predicted model, not a curated record